AUGAAUGGUGGGUUCGCUUAAAUUCGGUUCUUUUUUAUUUUUUUAAAAUUAAUAAAUUAAAUAAAAUACAAAAAAAUAACGCACUAAUUAACAAAUAACAUCAAAAUAAAUAGAAAAGUAAUAGUGUACGUAUAAUAUAAAUGUGUAAUUAAGAGUAAAACUAUUGUAUGGAAAAAUAUGAAUCGGUAUUAUUUUUUAUUUAAAUAUUUGGUUUUUACGUAAAACUAAAAACAAACUGUGCGGUUUUAUUUUUCUUAAAUAAAUUUGUGUGUUUUUUUUAAUUAUUUAUAUAUUCUUGUGCAUUAGAAAAUAAUAACAACAAUAAACAAAAUAAUAAAAUUUAAAAUAUAAUUGUCGUAAAUUGUUCGUAUUCAAGGUUACAUAAAAAUAAAUAAUACAAUUCAAAUUUAAAAUAAUCAAACAUACUAAUAUAUUUGCAAUAAAAAAUUAGGGAAAAUCAAUCAAUUUAAAUAUUAUUGUUGUACAUUGCACAAUUAUAUUGUGAUUCUUAUAUCGAAGAAAGAAAGUGAACGAGUGAGUGAGAAGAAGAGUGAAAGAGUUUGUCAGCGUGCAAUUAAGUGUUUAACACGUGUAUUUUUACAAGAUUAGUUGUGAGCGAGGCGAACAAUAUUUUGUUGACUUAUAUAACCAACAGACCUUUUAAAGAUGACAGAAAACGAGCCUCUUAACGAAAAGUCCUCCCAUACGAAUGGACAAAUUGUAAACAGCGAUCAGCAUAACAGAUUAACCAAUGGCAAUUGUCAACCAAUAAUAAAUGGUCAAUAUUCAAAGGAAACCACAAACGGUGUCAGUUCAGUACAACACAAAACAUGCAACAAUAAAAAGUGUAAGAAUAACAGUAAUUCACCAACCGAAGUACAUAUCGAGGCUCCAUGUUGUCGAGAUAUACACGGCAAGGAGCCUCCAGAUGGUGGUAUGCGAGCAUGGUUGGUUAUGGUGAGUGCAUUUCUCUGUAAUGGUGUGAUAUUCGGUAUUAUAAACACAUAUGGAGUCAUACAUUCGUUGCUGACAGAUCGUCUAGAAGAACAGGGUGAUAAAGAUGCGUCUAGUAAAGCUGCUCUAGUUGGUUCUCUAACAAUUGGUACAACAUUCCUUUUGUCACCAGUAGCCGGCUGCUUAACGGACAAGAUUGGUCUGCGUCUGACAACACUAAUCGGUGGUUUGUUAUCCUCUGGUGGACUAUUGCUUUCUUCAUUUUCUACUGAAAAUAUUGGUGCUCUAUACAUCACAUACGGUCUUAUGUUUGGUUUUGGAGCUGCUCUAGCUUAUACUCCAACACUAGCCAUUUUAGGACAUUAUUUUAAGCGUUACUUAGGCAAAGUAAGUGGAUUUGUUACUGCGGGAUCCAGUGUAUUCACCGUCAUAUUGCCACCUGGACUAGACUACUUAAUAAAGGGCUAUGGUCUUGAAGUAACCUUGAGAAUAAUGAGCCUUAUUUCUGCUUUUAUAAUCAUCUGUUCAUUUGUCUACAAACCACUGCAUCCACCACCAGAACCGCCAAAGAAUAAACCAGGACGUUCUAAGGCAAAUAUGCUGUUAAGAUCCAUCAUUAAUGUUGAUAUCUGGAAGAAAAAGAAGUACGUCAUAUGGGCUUUGUGUGUGCCACUAGCCCUCUUUGGUUAUUUUGUACCCUAUGUACAUAUGAUGAAGUUUGUACAGACUGUUUUUCCGGGAAAAAGUGAAAAUCUACCGGUGAUGUGUAUUGGAAUUACUUCCGGACUUGGACGACUGAUAUUUGGAGCUAUAGCAGAUCUUCCUGGUGUAAAUCGAAUUUAUCUACAACAGUUAUCUUUAGUGUGUAUUGGUGUGGUGACUCUGUUACUGCCGCUUACCAGUUCUUACAUUCUUUUAAUCGUCUUUAGUUUAAUAAUGGGCCUAUUUGACGGCUGUUUCAUAUCACUGCUGGGACCCAUUGCCUACGAAAUAUGUGGUCCAUCUGGUGCCACACAAGCUAUUGGCUUCCUAUUAGGCUUAAGUUCUAUACCCCUCACAGUGGGUCCUCCAAUAGCCGGAAGAAUUUACGAUGAAUUGGGAUCGUAUACACUGCCGCUUAUAUUGGCUGGCAUACCACCAAUUGUGGGCUCUGCCGUCUUAUUCUUAAUGCGUUUUGUUAAAGAUGAAUCUCCCCUGAAAGUAAACAACGGGACUGUUGCGAUAAACAAAUCUGGAAAUGGGACAACUGGCAGCGAAGAAGAUGAAGAUGUGGAAAAAAAUAUUGAAUCCAAACAAAUAGUGCCUUUAAUGAACGGACAUUCCAAAGUCACUGUCAACGGCAAUGGAUCUGUAGAACAUCGACAAACCAAUAGCCACGAAUCAACGACUACAAAUGGAAAAGCUCGUUUGGCUGAUUCAGAAUCUCUAACAGAUGCAUUGCCAACCUAUAAUGAAUGUGUUCAUUAAUAAAAAAAUUUAAUAAAAUUUAAUUUUUGAUAUAACGAUUUUAAAUUUCUUGGACUUAUUGUAGUACGUUGUUACCAUCUACUUCACUUAAUUGUAUUUAGUUGAAUAAUUAUUAAUUUUAAUUUUCGUUUUUUUUUAAUUUAAAUAAUUUUACUCAUAAGUUUAUCAACAGAUAAAUACACAUAUACAAACAAUUCGACACUGAGAAAAAAUACAAAUAAUAAGAAAUGAUUGAUUUAUUUGUUAUUGAUUAACAAACUAUUUUAAAGACAGUUUUAACUAAAUAGUAAUUACUAGUAAGAAUUUUUAAAUAAAGAAUGUUUUUAGAAAAAA
Lucilia cuprina (Australian sheep blowfly) is the source of this 2754-nucleotide messenger RNA. RefSeq names its product monocarboxylate transporter 10 (gene kar). NCBI's taxonomy places the organism in Eukaryota, Metazoa, Arthropoda, Insecta, Diptera, Calliphoridae. Gene Ontology annotation, biological process: transmembrane transport. The record is from RefSeq and is a predicted model, not a curated record. Gene Ontology annotation, molecular function: monocarboxylic acid transmembrane transporter activity. The transcript has 5 exons. The coding region runs from base 667 to 2421 and encodes 584 amino acids.